This is a messenger RNA of Lolium rigidum, 1082 nucleotides long. Its product is annotated as DNA-directed RNA polymerase IV subunit 1-like. Gene Ontology annotation, biological process: DNA-templated transcription. Gene Ontology annotation, cellular component: RNA polymerase II, core complex. The transcript has 9 exons. Bases 6 to 1082 code for a protein of 358 amino acids. The record is from RefSeq and is a predicted model, not a curated record. NCBI's taxonomy places the organism in Eukaryota, Viridiplantae, Streptophyta, Magnoliopsida, Poales, Poaceae.
GCAGGAUGGAUGAGCUAAAUGAUCAAAUGGACCAGCCUACAGCCGUGCUGAAGGCCAUACAAUUUGAUCUCAUGACCAGUGCAGAUAUGGAAAUAUCAAGCAGCGCGACCGUCAUAAAAGGAUCUGAUGUGACUAGUGCCAAGUUGGGAUUGCCAGCUAAGGCAACACAGUGUGAGACUUGUGGAUCGGAAAGCUCACGUGAUUGCGAUGGUCAUUCUGGUGUUAUUAAGCUGCCGGCAACUGUGUUCAGCCCGUAUUUUAUCAAGGAAGUUGUUCAGUUACUGAAUCAGAUAUGUCCUGGCUGUUGCGCUCCAAGGAAAAACAGAGAUUCAAAGAACUCAGAUGGGGGAACAAGUCAGUCAACUUGCAAGUAUUGCUCAAAGGAUGGUGCUAAACUUUACCCGAGUGUAAUCUUUAAGGCGCUGAAAAGUCCAAGAGUAACGCUGUCCAGGAAAAAAAUUAAACGUGACCCUACUGUUAUAGACACAAUUUCGAUUACCGCAGAAGUUGCCUACAGAGUGAAAAAUACGUUGACGAAUGAAGGUCCACAUCAAGCUCUUCCCCAGGAUUAUUGGGGUUUUAUACCUCAUGACCAUGACCAGCUCCCUCAACCAAAUGUGACCAAGAUAUUAUUAUCUCCUCAUCAAGUAUGUCACAUGCUGAAACAACUUGAUCCUGAGAUUAUUAAUAACAACUUUCCUUCAAGUCAUCAUCUCCUGUUCCUGUCAAGUUUGCGGGUGACUCCUAACUGUCAUCGUGUGGCCGAGAUGCCCUACAGGUUCUCAGAUGGCUCUCGCUUAGCUUAUGAUGACCUGACAAAAGCUUAUAAGAGGACUGUUGAUGUCGGUAGGAAAGUUGAUGACUUCCAUCAGUAUCCAAAGAUCAGUUUCCUUUCACUUGUCACAAGCCAAGUUAUGGAGUGCCUGAAAUCAUCUAAGUUACACUCUAAAAAGACAGAUAAUGAAUCAUCAAUAGCCAUGUAUGGAAUGAAAUGGAUGAAGGAUGCCGUUCUCAGCAAACGUAUGGGGCUGAGGCUCUUCAGUUCCUGUCAUCUGCUCAGGAUAUACUAUGUGAAUUCUUAA